AUGGAUAGAAUAGUGGAUGCGCAAGCAAUACUCUGCGAAAAUAUAGCCACAAGGCAAUGGCUGCAGAGCAUAGUUAGCCAACUCACACCCUGGAAAAAAGCAUCAUUAAAGAUGGUACAGGAAUCUGAAAAUCCUCAUUCAGAUGUUAUGAUAGCGAGAUUUUUAUGGAGUCAGGACUACUCGACAGAGAAACUCCUCAAACCUGUUGAAAGUCAAAAUGAAGGCCUAAACGUGACGAAAUGGAGGAUCAUCAAGCGUAGGGAUGCUGUGCUUGCAAGAGAACGCCAAUUAUGGAAAAACGCAAAUCUAUCGCAAGCGAACAACGCAUCAUUGUCGUACACAGAUGGUGCGAAGCUAACGGAAGGAGUCGGUCUGAGAAUAACUGGACCAAACUUUAAACUCUCCUUAACUGAGGUUCUGGCCAUAAACAUUUGUGCCCAAGAGAAGCUUAAAAAAGGCCUUUCAAUAGGGCACAUUUACACACUGUCCGACAGCUCCAUAUCAUCGGAGAAAACAGAACAAUCACUAUGCUCCGAAAACUUCUCAUGCAUCCCCCUACGCGACUGCCGAUCACAACAUCACACCAUUUAUUUUCCGUGCCACAGUGGCCUCAAUUUGUACUGCUGCCCCAACGAACAAGUAUUGCAACCGGAAAUAGUAAGCCUUAUUUCCGAAAGGAGCAAUUUUUUUCCAGUAGAAUGCGGUGUUAUUAGUAUAGACGACAAAAUCACAGAGAAAUCAGUAUCCAUUACAGAAUUCUUAUGCGGAGGCACCUUGAUAACGGACAAAUACGUAUUGACCGCAGCCCAUUGUAUCGUAGUUAGUCCAUCUCACACACUAGUUACAGUUCGAAUGGGUGAACACAAUCUAAGAACCGAAAAAGAUUGUUAUACAUUGAAAGAAGUAACAAUAUGUGCAGAUCCCCAUUUGGAUAAAAAGGUUUUGUCGCAUGCUAUCCAUCCAAGUUAUAAUUCUCGUACAUUGAAAAAUGACAUUGCUUUAGUGAAAACUAGAGAGUCUAUAAAAUUUACUGAGUAUAUUCAGCCCAUUUGCUUACCGUUUGAAAGAAGUUUGGAAAAAAGAACUUUGGUUGGUCAAAAAUUUACGAUAAGUGGUUGGGGUAAAACUGAUGCCAGAAAACUUGGUGGGUCAUCGGUAUUGCAAUUUGCUUCAGUGACCGUGUGGAAUUCUAAGUUAUGCAAUGAUGUAAUGCCACCAGAAGUGAAAAAUAUAUCGGAUACGCAGAUAUGUGCCAAUGGUAGAAAGAUGGACGCAUGCAAAGGCGACAGUGGUGGACCAAUGUUCAAUACAACCCUGGACAUCGACGCCAACCUCAGAACAUUUCAAAUAGGAAUCGUAUCAUUUGCUACCACUCUAACUUGCGGAUUAUCUGAAUUACCUCCAAUUUACACGCGUGUGGACCAGUAUUUAGACUGGAUAGUGCAAACUGUUGUAGGGAAGAAAAAUGAUGAUGUUGUAAUUCAUUUUGAAAAUAAAUAGACCUAAGUUGUGAUAAAAUUGAAUUCAGCUUGAUAUUUUUAUCUGGAUAGUUGAAUAAAUACACCAAUAUUAA
Ceutorhynchus assimilis (cabbage seed weevil) is the source of this 1573-nucleotide messenger RNA. NCBI's taxonomy places the organism in Eukaryota, Metazoa, Arthropoda, Insecta, Coleoptera, Curculionidae. The record is from the annotation of a GenBank genome assembly.